GGUCACGCGACCUAGAAGCUUAUUUAGCUCCUCGUCGUUGCGGAUGGCUAGCUGCAGGUGGCGCGGGAUGAUGCGGGUCUUCUUGUUGUCGCGAGCCGCGUUGCCAGCUAGCUCCAAGAUCUCAGCGGUCAGAUAUUCCAGCACCGCCGCCAGGUACACAGGAGCGCCCGCCCCGACUCGUUCGGAAUAGUUGCCCUUGCGGAGGAGGCGGUGGACACGGCCGACUGGAAACUGCAGCCCGGCCCUGGAAGAACGCGUUUUAGCCUUUGCCCGAGCUUUGCCGCCUUGCUUUCCACGUCCAGACAUAGUGGCUUCCUAGCAGCACAAGAGAUAACAACCAACAGGAUAAAGAAAAAGAAUGUGCUCGAUGGAGGAAUAAGAAGCUAGUUAUAGUCGUCGGUAGAAUUGUAAAAGGCGCAGUUUGAUUGGUUAAAAUUAUUCUUUGACGAAACAACCAAUUAGAAAGGAAAUAAGGUGAAAGCUAUUUUACAUGUAUGCGUCACUAACACAUUGCCCAAUCAGUGCUGAAUAAUUUGAGUUCUUUAUUUGCAUAAAAGACGUAUAAAAGGAGAGACUCUAGACACGAGCUGUUAUUUAAGUGCUUUCAUCCUUACUGUUGUUCUUAAUUUCUGACAAUAUGCCUGAGCCAGCUAAGUCAGCUCCUGCUCCCAAGAAGGGCUCCAAGAAGGCUGUGACCAAGGCGCAAAAGAAGGAUGGCAAGAAGCGCAAGCGCAGCCGUAAGGAGAGCUACUCCGUAUACGUGUACAAGGUGCUGAAACAGGUUCACCCGGAUACCGGCAUCUCAUCGAAAGCCAUGGGCAUCAUGAAUUCCUUUGUAAACGACAUCUUCGAGCGCAUCGCAGGCGAGGCUUCCCGCCUGGCGCACUACAACAAGCGCUCCACCAUCACCUCCAGGGAGAUCCAGACGGCCGUGCGACUGCUGCUUCCUGGAGAGCUGGCCAAGCACGCAGUGUCCGAAGGUACUAAGGCUGUCACCAAGUAUACAAGCUCCAAGUAAAUGUGUGCUUAGGCACUUUAGAACUCAAAGGCUCUUUUCAGAGCCACUCAAGUCUCACAUAAAGAGCUUUAAU
Messenger RNA from Macaca mulatta (Rhesus monkey), 1091 nucleotides. It is a transcript of the gene H2BC8, whose product is annotated as H2B clustered histone 8. NCBI's taxonomy places the organism in Eukaryota, Metazoa, Chordata, Mammalia, Primates, Cercopithecidae. Gene Ontology annotation, cellular component: nucleosome. Gene Ontology annotation, molecular function: structural constituent of chromatin; DNA binding; protein heterodimerization activity. The record is from RefSeq and is a predicted model, not a curated record.